AUGAGACUAGAAAUAGUUCUUUUCUUUGUUGUGUACACAAGUGCAAUAAAACUAGAUGGCCUCUUAGAAAUAUCUUCACUUGAAGAAGAAAUAUUCAAGAAUGUAUCUAGUAAGUUGGCAGAUAUUAUGAAGAACGAUGAGGCAUACAAAAAAGGUUUUAUUGAGCUAACUGUUUCUGAAACUAACGAAACAAUUGAAAGUGGCAAAGGAUUACAAGAGCUUAUCCGACAGUUGAAUUUACAAGAUAUUUUAAUUGUUUUUCGAUCAAGGAAGAGUUCACACAAUGAACAGGAAUAUUUUCGUUUACCAGAUUUUGGAUUAAUUCUUUUGGAUAGCAAAUGUGAAAGCACAACGAAUCACUUACUAACUAUGCCAAUUAACUUUCCUGAUAAAUUUGUGAAUUUAUUUGUUAUUUGCAAUAGUUUGGUUUCCAAAACAUCAGCAAGAAGAAAUAUGAAUUUUAUUAAAGAUGAUUUGAUGGAUCUUAAAUAUCGCAAAUUUAUAUCAAUCCUUAUCUUCAACUCAUCAGAAUAUGAAAUUUCUUCAGGAUUGACGGAAGAUAAAAUUAUAAAGGUAGUUCAGUACGAUAUGCAGCCAUUUACAAAAAUUGUCAAUAGAAAGAUUACUGGACCUGAAGGUAAAUUUUUGGAUACUUUUUGUACGAAAUACAAUUUGACUUAUGAGCUCAUAAACUCAAACAACAUAACAAAUCAAGUAAAUUUUGCUGAAAUUCAAAACUCAAUCUUUAACGAGAUCGCAGAUUUGAAUCUCAACAACGGUUUCUCCAUUUCUCAUCCACGAUUUGUGAAGAUUAAUAUUGGAAUACUUGAUGGAAGUUGCAUGUUGGCUCCAAAAAAUAUUUACAUUUCAUCUUAUGAAAAUUCUUCUUUUCCAUUUGAUACCAUGACAAUUGUACUGAUGAUAGUCUCAAUAAUUUCAACUAUUCUUUUGUGGAAAAUGCUUUCGAGUUAUGCAAAGACACAAUUUAAAAUCUCGUUCAUAAUGAUAAACAUCUUCAAGUGCACGAUUGGCCAAGAAGUGUCAGGUGAAAAAAUUAUGUCAAGAAAGGAAAAAAUUGUGAUUUACAGCUACAUUUUUGCAUCUAUGAUUUUUGUGAGUCUUUAUCAAAGUAUUUUAAUUGCUCUGAUGUUAUCUGAGCCUUCAUUGAGAUCAGUUGAAAGUUUAAAAGAACUCAACGACUCAAACACUAAUAUUUACGAAUAUAUGCAUUUUGAUAGUGAUUACACACCAUCAUUUCGAGAAGAAAAAAUUUUAACUAAAUUAGGUGUUAGGGGGAAAUAUGCUCUAGAAUUAAGCGUUCCAAUGAAUUUUGAUCAAAAUUUGGCUUAUUUUGUGACCUGUUCAUAUGCUGAUGAAUUUUUAAAAUCUGAGCGUAAUUAUGAUGGCAAUCGUCGAUUGUUGGAUAAAAUACCUGAACAACUCAGUUUUUUUCCUCAACAGUAUAUUCUUUCAUCAGCUUUCCUUUUGCGAAAGGAAAUCGAAUUUGUUGCCAGUGUUUUGAGGGAAUCAGGAAUAAGAAAUUAUUGGAUAUCAAAAGCUGUUGAUGAUCCCCUUGAUCAAAGCAAGAAAAAAGUUGUGCAUGUCGAAGAAAAAAGUUAUGUUGACUUUAAGAAUAUGAUAAUGCCAUUUGUUGUUCUUUCUUCUGGCGCUGUAUUGGCUUUAUUUGCAUUCAUUUUUGAAAUCAUUAUUAGUUUCAUGAAUGAGAGGAAGAUGAGAAAAGUAGUAAAAGUAAAGCAAAAUCCGAGACGACAUUCACCGAAGCAGUUUUUAAAGUAA
Clunio marinus is the source of this 1797-nucleotide messenger RNA. Lineage: Eukaryota; Metazoa; Arthropoda; Insecta; Diptera; Chironomidae. The record is from the annotation of a GenBank genome assembly.